AAAAAACGGAGGUCAGCAAUUACAAUUGUCAAAAAAUAAAUAUGUCCGACAUUUAAUCGUGACCCGUGAUAAUUUUAAUUUGAACGAUAAUAUGAUAUCAUUUUUCUCCAAACUAUCUCUUAACAACUCUUCAAAACAGCCAGUGGAGGUCGCUAAGCCCGCAUAUAUGGACAAAAGUGCUACAUUACAAGAGCUCGGCUACAAAGACGAGAAUGAGUUGAGAGAGACAAUAUAUGACUAUUUGAGGACAAUUCGAGACCCCGAAAAGCCAAAUACGCUUGAAGACUUGAAGGUCGUGUACGAGGAAGGAAUCUUUGUGAAGGAACCAACUGCAGAUAAAGUGCCCGUUUUACGUGUGGAGUAUAAUCCAACAGUGCCCCAUUGUUCGCUGGCCACACUAAUCGGACUUUGUAUUCGUAUUAAAAUAUUAAGGUCUAUCCACCAUCCUGUGAAAUUGGACAUUUUUAUUAAGAAAGGGGCACAUACGACUGAAGAUGAAAUCAAUAAGCAGAUCAACGACAAGGAGAGGAUUGCAGCUGCAAUGGAGAAUCCCAAUCUAAGAAACCUGGUGGAAAACUGCAUAGCCGAAGAGGAGUAAAUCAACCCAACAACAAUUCUC
Bombyx mandarina (wild silkworm) is the source of this 619-nucleotide messenger RNA. RefSeq names its product cytosolic iron-sulfur assembly component galla-1 (gene galla-1). The record is from RefSeq and is a predicted model, not a curated record. NCBI's taxonomy places the organism in Eukaryota, Metazoa, Arthropoda, Insecta, Lepidoptera, Bombycidae.